Histoplasma capsulatum G186AR is the source of this 453-nucleotide messenger RNA. RefSeq lists its product as uncharacterized. The transcript is spliced from 3 exons. The coding region runs from base 1 to 453 and encodes 150 amino acids. NCBI's taxonomy places the organism in Eukaryota, Fungi, Ascomycota, Eurotiomycetes, Onygenales, Ajellomycetaceae. The record is from RefSeq and is a predicted model, not a curated record.
AUGUGGUGUACAGGAAUGCUGUACAGCGAUCUCCUCGAGUGUUCCAGCAAGAAAUGGAUGCAAGUGAGACAGAGUCGGACGAGGGGACGGCAGGUUGGAGGAUGCCACGGACAAAAGCAAGCCAAGGCUAGGGACAGAGCAGGGAGCCCAAGGAGGAAUAGUCCAGAUUUCGGGGAUCAGGGCUUCAAAGGCUGUGAGGUCGAACCUAGGCUGGUUGGUACAAGCGAAUUGCAAAGGGAAAAAAGACACGAAGACCAAGGACCCCAAAAGCAACAGGGGAAGCGAAGAUUAAGGAGGAGGAAGAGGGAGAGAACGGGUGAAGGCGGUUCAACGCCAGCGCAGGAAGGUUGGUGGUGGUUGGGCUGGAUGGGGCAAGAUGGAAAGGGGGCAAUCGGUAUUGUCAUGUACUGUAAUAUUGGAGAGUCUGCAGCCCAUAAUUUGCGGCAAGGUUGA